Branchiostoma belcheri (Belcher's lancelet) is the source of this 1961-nucleotide messenger RNA. RefSeq names its product kelch repeat and BTB domain-containing protein 6-like. The record is from RefSeq and is a predicted model, not a curated record. NCBI's taxonomy places the organism in Eukaryota, Metazoa, Chordata, Leptocardii, Amphioxiformes, Branchiostomatidae. The transcript has 5 exons. Gene Ontology annotation, molecular function: protein binding. Bases 37 to 1863 code for a protein of 608 amino acids.
AUGGACUGAGCCAUUGUUGUGACCAGAACGUCCAAGAUGGCUGCCGUCGACAUGGAAAAUGCCGUCGUGAGCGUCCCGACAAUAGAAAGCCUCGACGAGAGCUACUCUGACCACUUUCUUGGCCGCGUACACGAUCUGUGGAAGAGUGAAAGCCUCGCUGAUGUGUAUUUACAGGUGGAAGGCCGCACGUUUGCCUGCCAUCGGCUUGUUUUGGUGGCCAGCUGUCCUUACUUCGCAAGCAUGUUUACCGGAGGGUUUAGUGAGGCCAAGCAGCAGACAGUGUCCCUUCAGGAGAUCGAUGCCGGCUGUAUGGAGGAGAUCCUGAAGUACGCCUACAGUGGAACAGUGCAGGUCAGCAGGACCAACGCCAGGGAGUUGUACCUGGCCUCAGACCUGCUACAGGUGGAGCAUGUGCGGGACACCUGUCUGCAGUUCAUGGUGAACCAGGUGGACAGCAGCACCUGCAUGAUAGCCUACCAGUUUGCCCAAGCCUACGGGAUUACUGAGCUUCUCCAGGCAGCAAAAGCUUUCAUCUGUAGCAAGUUCUCCCAGCUGUCCCAGACAGAAGAGUUUUUGGACCUCCCCCUGUCAGACCUCAAGGACAUCCUGUCCAGUCCUGACCUUGACAUAGAAGAUGAACUUGUGGUUCUACAGGCAGUGGAAAGAUGGAUCAAAUACAACCCAGAAGAGAGGAUGUCCCUUUUGGAGGAUGCUGCGAGUGUCAUACGAUUCAAUCUCAUUCAACCCUCCAAGGUUCCCGAGCUCUUCACUCACGUGCAGGCAGUAGAAGAGAUCAGGGAGACUGGCCUUUGCAUGAAGGGGUCAACUCAGGGUAGGCUUGGUAUGGAUGCCAAAGAGUUGUACGUGUUUUUCGGCGGUGCAGAUCCGAUUGACCCGUAUAAAGGUCGCAGAAGAGGACAGAUGGCCAUCGGGGCGUACGAUCCAGAGACAAGGAUUAUGUACCAGCUCUCAAACCCUGGUACGGAGUGUCCUUCAGCCAUCAUUGUUGACAUUGAGCAAAGCAUCCUGUACGUCGUGUACAUGUCUCACCUUCUGCGGCGAUUUGUGAUGUUCGACUCCGUCAACAACCGUUGGAUAGAGAAGGCCCCUCCCCUUUAUGAACACAGAGUCCCCUGUGAUUUAGCACAUGUCAACAGUAAGAUCUAUCUCCUCGGUGACAUAAGCAGUGAUGAAAACAAAAUGGAGUGCUUUGAUCCCACAUUGAACCAGUGGACUGUCGUUAGGUCCUUCCCAGAAUCCCUUGGCAGCUACUUUUUCACAGCGAGUAUCGGUGAGUACAUAUAUGUGGUCAGCUCAAAGUACUUCUACCGCUACAACGUGAGCACCGAUCACUGGUUCAAGUUGAGCAAGAUCACAACACGCAUGUACAUCAACGAUGCCUGGGCACAUGGAGGGAAGCUGUACUGUGUUAAUGAGAGCAUGACCCGCAUGUGUGCGUACAGCCCAGGAACGGGCACAUGGAACCAACAGGACAUGCUGGAGUUACCGGAGGCUGCGUCUGGUCAGCUAGUCAGCUAUCAGGGCAAACUGCGUGCAGUCAUAGUCCCAAGAAACACAGACCGCACCACCGAUCGUAUCCAGAUCCACAGUCUGAGUGAGGGGCCCGGCGAGGCUGCACACUGGGACCAUGAAGCCAGAUGCCUCCCGCCCGUCUGCUUCGAGCACCAGAGGUUCCUGUGCCUUAACGCUCGACUCUUCCCGUCACGCCUCAGCCCCGGACACGAGAUGUUGCGUACAGAAAGUGACGACGAUGGCAACAGUGUGUACAGCUUCUCAGACACCAGCGAUGACUCAGCUGACUGGGAUGACCAUCAGUACUGGGACAUUAACGAUCUUUUAUAGAGGUACUGCUCAGAUCAAGGUAUAUACAUGUACUUGGAUAUCAUGCACAGUUUUAUGCAUAGUUUCUUACUCCAUAUUUCUAUGGUAUUUUCUGGAAA